CAUUUUUCAUGACAAACCGAAUACUGAAGGGGACGGUGUAUGAACGGGAUUUAUAAAUAUCUGCUCCCUAAAUACGUGCUUUUGUGCUUAUCUCCGGGCAGACAGAUCCCCCAGCCUCGAUGUGGAUCGCAUAGCCCUGUAACAGAAGGCCAUUACCAUCAUCCGAUUGGGUAGCAGAGGCUGGAGAUCGGAGGGCGGGGUGAUCCAUACCUAAGGAUCCGGCUGAGGAGCGCUGUAGUACGGCGAGCCGGAGCUGCACGUCGGAGCGCUUCCUGGAAAGGAGGCGUCUGACGCUUCUCGUUAACGGAGUCUUAAGUAAAAUAAAAAUGCAAUGUAAAGCAACCAAACGGGUUCACCAUGUCUGCCGUCUGUCCGGGGUUUAUAAGGUAAGAGUGUUCCAUGAAGUCAUUGUGCAUUGAUUUCCAUUCGCGUAGACAAAAGGACGAUUGGGUGUGAUUUAAAGGGGCGCAGUCAGCUGGUCCAGAAACGGCUCCCCUUGUUUCAUCAAACGUCACUCCAUUAGUGACACUGCAAGGGCUGCUUCAUUCUUAAUGUGAGGUUUUAUUUUGCAUAGAUGAAUUGUAGUUAUAAUCACUUUCGUCCUAAAAUUCUCAGUUUUGAGACAUGAUCGAAUACUGCACAUCGCGAUUUUUUUUCGUUUUUUAAUAUUGAUGACAAAAUAUGUUUUGUGUAAUAUUUGGCAUGAAGGGGCUUUUCGCCAUGCCACGACACGUUCUCCUAUGUGCCUGAAAGGGAUACGGUGAUAGAAAAUAAAAACUAAACGGUCUUUCCCGGCUCUGAAGAAUAAACUGUGGGACCGUUGUGCUUUUUAGAAAAGCUGGGUGUUUUGCACAAGACGACAGUUAAUCCCGAAUGUGCAUUUUGGUGGCAUAAAUGUAUUUAGUGUGGCUGUUCCUUGUGUCUUUAUCUGCUGAUUGGAGUGACAGUGAAAACGGGGAGUCGCGACUGCCAAGCCGGAGGCAUGAGCGACGCCGCCCUGAUUCCCUGUUCAACGUCCUUGCAUUUCCCAAAUACUGAGCAGCCCUUACUUUCUUUAAAGCAUAGUGAAGCAGUUUAUCAUCGUUGAAUUUUUUGCUGGUUAGCUUUUUAAGUGUAAGUGUGUGUGUGUGUGUUCAUAAACCUUUUUCCACAAUCGGAUAUUAUAACAAAAGCAGUUGGGAUAUUAGUGGCCUAAUGUAUUUGGGUUCCUGUUCAUUGUUCAUGUUGCAAGAUACGGGCGAAGUUCUGUCUUGGUUUUACUCAGAUGUCGUGCAUCUGGUUUUUCACCAGGGUGCCGACCUGUGACCGAGAGGUCUUUGGUUCGAAUCCCAGGAAGGACAUCAUAGUGUAACAUUGAAUACAGUACUAAACCACUAUAGUAAAACACAGUCUGCUGCACCAUAACCACAAAUUAUAAGCCACAAAACACUAACAACAAUCAUUUUUACCCCCUCCCCUUGUUCAAGCAGAAUGAAGAGUGGCAGUGAGUUCCCCACCCAAAGCCAGCACUAGCUAGUAGCCCUGAACCAGUGGAGCCGAAGGUGACUUGAGGUGAAAUGGCUGAGCCUGACCUCAGCAUAGAGCAGGUGGAGCCCGCAGAUCCUGAUAGCCCACAGACCGACUCGCUGUCGAGGUCCGAGGCCGCGGCGUGCCCAACGGAGGAGGACACGGGGACUGCCACGCGGAGGAAGAGGAGGAAGAAGGAGCCCCGGCCCGAGUCCAUAAUCGUAUACCGCUCCGAGGUGGAGAGGGUCCCCACAGAGGAGCAGGGUGGGGAGGAAGGGGCCGAGAAGAGCUCAGAGGAGGGCGCUAAAUUUCUCACCACAUCCAGUGAGGAAGGUGGCUGGAGCGUGCCGCCCGACAGCCGCUAUGUGACCCUCACCGGCACCAUCACGCGGGGGAAGAAGAAAGGUCAGAUGGUCGACAUCCACGUGACGCUGACGGAGAAGGAGCUUCGCGAGCUGGCCAAGUCCAAAGAGCGCCUGGAUGCCGAAUGCGAGGGAGCCGGCGAGGCCAAGCCCUCCUGCAACCUGGGCCUCGGUCAGGGGCCCCACGUGUUGCUCUGGAGCCUGUCCUGCGCCCCUGUGGUCUUCCUCCUCUCCUUUGUCACCUCCUUCUACUACGGCACGCUCACCUGGUACAACGUCUUCCUGGUAUACAACGAGGAGCGGACUUUCUGCCACAAGAUCACCGUGUGCCCGUUCCUCAUCAUCUUCUACCCCGUGCUGAUCAUGGCCGUCUCGGUGUCACUGGCACUGUACUCCGCCGUGGUGCAGGUGUCCUGGGCCUUCGGCCGCUGGUGGCUAGCCGUGCGUGACCUGGAGAAGGGCUUCUGCGGCUGGGCGUGCGGGAAGCUGGGUCUGGAGGACUGCUCUCCCUACAGUGUGGUGGAGCUUCUGGACUCCGAUACUCUGUCUGGGAGCGUUCAGGGAAAACCAACGGGAGAGAACCUGCAGACGACCUCCGUGUGACCGCGUGAACCAGUCUGGACAUCUUAGGUGGAACUUAAUAUUUUUUUUUGUGUCCUAAGAGAAUUUUUUUUUCUGCACUCUUCUCUGUCACCCCUGGUGGUGCAUGCAGUCUGCAAAAAAGAAUAACUUUCCGUUAUUCAGAACCUGCACUGCUAUCAGAACUUUAAGGGGGAACAGAUCCUAAAUAUCUCCUCAAACUGCCUUCUCCAUCUUUUGAUAUGGGUUCAUUCAUUGUUCUCCUCUGUUUCCGAUGGCAACCAUCACUGUCAGAAGGUGAGUCUGCGCUUCAGAAUUUGAAAAGGGUAAUUUUUUUUGUAACAUUUCUCUGUCUCCUAUGGAAAUUAAGAUAAUGGUUUAAUCAUGAUUUUAUUAGGCCAAUUGUAAGACUGAUACUACCUGCGGUAUUGUGUCACUGGGGCCCCUCCCCUCGACUUUCUGCUGAAAAAGGCCCCCGUGGAUGCAGUCUCUGCUAACUGUUAGCCCCCAUCGUUUUAUUUAAGCUAUUUAUUUAACUUAUUUCACUAGCCGGCUGGUGAAGGAGGGUCUUGGUUCUGGUUCUAGACAGGGACCCCAGUAUAGCUUGGCCAGAACUCCCUCUCUCUCUCUCUCCCCCCCCAUCCAUGGAAAUUGGAACCCGUUUUUGAGGUCGGACAAUGUGCACAUUCAUUGGAAGUGACUGUCGGGCUUAGAGCAGAGGUGCACUUCUUCCGAGAGCGGAAACAGCACUGCAUGUGUCACCCUCUCUAUAUCUGCAUAGAUCUUUUUUUGCUUUCAUUCAUAAAAGCACCUUUUUUACAGCGGGGAUGGACCAUGGCAAUUAAUCUGCCUAGUGACCCUGAAUCCUCUGAUACUCGUGUGUGUGUACAUUUUUUUUUUCGUUGCUGUUUUCAAAUAAGUUUACACUAAAUGAGUUAUAACUGUAAUAUCAGUCUGUUUGUGAAGGUCAAUCAUGUUUAAUUUGCCAUUAUGCUCUUUGCGUCAUAAAUCUGUUUUUAUUUGUGUAUCGCUCACAUUUCACCAAUUUGUUCACGUAUUUAUUAUGUAUUUACAGACACGUGUAGCAUCGUUCCAUAUGUUUUUCCCUUUUGAGUCUGUUGUCAUAUUAAAUAUGGUAAAUUGUGGCUUUUCACGCUGCUGCACUGUGACCCAUAUCCUGAUGGUUAGCUGGUGCAAACCGUUACACUCUGACUGCCACAUGUUAACUGACAGUGUAAGACGCGUAAUUGUGCGAACGAAACCCAUUCUCUUCUGUUUGUGGCUGGGUGGACAACACCUGACACCUGUCAUUUCCUAUUGGUUUGUUUUAUUGUUUAAACAAAGCCCACCAGCCAAUCAGAUGUGCAAAUUGGCUUAACUAUUACAGAGGAUGGAUACAUGAAACACCAAGCACAAGGAUGUUAAAGGAUUUUAACUCAUUAAAACAAUUUAAUGUUUCAGUUAA
Molecule: messenger RNA, 3912 nt
Organism: Brienomyrus brachyistius
Lineage: Eukaryota; Metazoa; Chordata; Actinopteri; Osteoglossiformes; Mormyridae
Gene: tmem169b
Product: transmembrane protein 169b
Exons: 2
Coding region: 1557-2471 (304 amino acids)
Source: RefSeq, a predicted model, not a curated record